This is a messenger RNA of Ambispora leptoticha, 182 nucleotides long. NCBI's taxonomy places the organism in Eukaryota, Fungi, Glomeromycota, Glomeromycetes, Archaeosporales, Ambisporaceae. The record is from the annotation of a GenBank genome assembly.
GCUCAAUAACUCAAGACCCAAUAGCGGAAAUCGAGUUUAUUGAACCCAAAGAGGCCGUGUGUAAAAUCGUUCAUCCAAAUUUCUCAGUUGCGAGAAUCGAAUGGUAUGCCUUACACUGGAUUCCCGUCACUGAGUCUCAAGAUAUUGAGCCCAAUAUUUUGGUGCAUAUUAUGGAAUUCUGA